AUGGCUCCCACUGCAAUGUAUCUCUCUGAGGAUAUCUCAGAUCAGAUUUCUUCCAAGAAAAUGGGUCUGGAUAAGUCCCACAUGUUUGACUUGAACCACAAAGGUUCUACGCCCGAGGUCAGCCUCCACGACCUGGCCGUCCAGGCUCCUGUCCAGUCACGCGGAGGCUCUACCACUCUUGAGUCUAAUGGUCUUAAAUCAUUGCAUGGUUUUGGGCUAGGAUCCAAGAAAUAUGAGCUUCAUACGUCCAGCUCGAUGGGCUCUCUGAGUGGGUCAGCCGCUGGACGCCACAAGAUCAGUGGUGUGUCUAGCGCCCUGGCCAUGGACUCCCAACGCAUCGAGUUCUCGGAGGAGCUCUCGGCCAGGGAGAAAAGCCUGUUCAUGGAGACGGUCGAGGCCAUGGAACAACUCGCUCACCAGAGUAGUUCAAUGAAAAGCCUAUUCGCCACCAUGACAGCGGAGCGGAGGGACAUUGUGGUUACUCUGAAGCAGUACUACGCUAGGCUCGACAGAUUGACCCUGCUCAUUCAGGAAUUGGAGGAAAAGCAGAAGAAGCUGAAGCGUGAAAACGAAUCAGGUAAAACUAGCAUGUUGAAGCUCACCUUUAAGCUGAAGGAGGCAGAGACCAGUAUCGAUACGUACAAGGACAAAGUUCGAGAGCGUGAGGGCACAAUCAGCAAGUUUCAGAUUGAACUUGAGAAGACCCAGAAUGAGAUUGAUGAGAUCCGCAAAACGCAUACCAUGAAAGAAGCCGAAUGGACAAGGACUCAGGGAACAAUCGAGGCCGUCGAGCGAGAGAGAGACAUUGCCCAAGAAAUCAUAAUUGACCUCAGAGCGCAACUCGACAAGUACAAGGAAAACGAGUCCAAGAUGCAACAGAGCAAUCUUGUGGUCACUGAGAAGAACGAAAUCCUGAGAAGGGAGCUCGAUCUUGUCAGGGGACAGCUUACUACCUCGGAACGCAUGAGUGAUGAGUUAGCCCACAUGAAGCGUGGCUUGGAAGAUGAGAACCGCACCAAGCAGAGCAGGAUCAAGGAUCUCGAGACCAAGCUGGAAGAGGCCAAUGAGCAGUACGAACAAAUUAUGGAGUCAUACAAUGAGGUUCAGAGCGUCAAUGUGACGCUCAAGAGCCAGAAUUCGAUCCUCGAGCAAAAGGUUAGGUACUUGAAGCAGGCUCUGCAAGACACCAAUAAUAAGCUCGAGGAGGCUCAGCGCAAGGCCGAGAAUGCUUCCAACACGGUAGAACAUCUUACCAGCAAGCUCGCAAUGGCGCAAAAGGAGUGCGAGGCCCUCCGGGUCGAAAUCACCAAGAUGUCGGAGAAGGUCUCGAAGAAGCAGGAAGAGCUUCGCAUCGCCAUUAAUGAAAAGGAGCGCAUCCUGCAGGAAUACCGCCGCGAGAUGGUCAAGUCCGAGGAAAGCAACCGCAAGGUCGCUGCUCUGGAAGAAUCUCUGCGCCGCGCCGAGUCGUCGCUCAAGGAGAAGACGCAGCUGCACUAUACCCUCACGGAGCGUAUCGGAAAAAUGGAGCGCGAGCUCAACGACGCGGUGAGCAAGUACGGCAGCCUAGCCUCGGAGAACAAGAAGCUUGAGGCGCAGGCGUCGUCGCUGCAGGCGCAGAUCAUCGAGGUCACGACCCGGUACGAGAACGCCAGCGAGAAGCUGCGCGAGUCGGAAGGGAACGACGAGGACUUGACCGAGAAGCUGCGCGAGGCCUACGCCGACCACGCCGAGCUCGAGAGGCAGAAUGCCGAGCUGCGCCGCCUGCUCAACAAUACCCGCGAGCAAAUGGACUCGGCUAUUUCCUCGCGUGUCGUGGCCGACCAAGAGCGUGACCAGGCCAUCACCCGCUACGAGGAGAAGGGGAGGGAGAUGCAGAAGACUCUGGAGGAGCGCCAAGAGGCGGCAUCUCGCCACUUUCAUAGCAAUGGGCACUCUUCCGAUGUUCAUCACGCGGUAACUCAGAGUUUCAGCAACGGAAGCGUCAAAAAGAAGGGCAAGAAGCACACCACGCUUGGAACUUGUUUUUGA
Molecule: messenger RNA, 2028 nt
Organism: Pestalotiopsis fici W106-1
Lineage: Eukaryota; Fungi; Ascomycota; Sordariomycetes; Amphisphaeriales; Sporocadaceae
Exons: 2
Coding region: 1-2028 (675 amino acids)
Source: RefSeq, a predicted model, not a curated record